This is a messenger RNA of Dreissena polymorpha, 645 nucleotides long. Its product is annotated as protein quiver-like. The coding region runs from base 158 to 517 and encodes 119 amino acids. The transcript is spliced from 3 exons. Gene Ontology annotation, biological process: positive regulation of voltage-gated potassium channel activity; regulation of synaptic transmission, cholinergic; sleep. NCBI's taxonomy places the organism in Eukaryota, Metazoa, Mollusca, Bivalvia, Myida, Dreissenidae. The record is from RefSeq and is a predicted model, not a curated record.
AUAACAAAAUGGGUUAAAUUUUGAAAUAUUCACUUAAGUGUUUAUUUACGGUUGUUAUAGAGAAGCAACAAGACUUAUAAAGGAGCAGAUACGCGGUGUAUCAUACAAAUAACAGACUCGAUUUAAAGUGUGGAAUAUACGGUAAAAGAAUCACAAAAUGGCAAAAAUUAUUAUGGUCUGCUGUGCUAUAUUUGCGUUCAUCGAAGUUGCGAGAACGGCGAACGUUACGUGCUACACUUGUGAAAGUUCAAAAGACCCUGGCUGCAAAGAUCCUUUCUCUUCAACCAAUUUGGCAACAAAUAGUUCGUGCGACGCCUGCGUGAAAGCCAAAAUUGGAAGUGUUGUUGCUAGAGGCUGCUCAGCGGGUGGUGAGACUGGUGAUCGUUGCUUCACAAUAUUGGGAACAGGCACCUGCAUUUGUUCAACCAACCUCUGCAAUGGUUCAAGUCACGUGACCGUUACCAUGGGAACAAUCAUGGGAUCAGCUUUGUAUCUUAUGAGUAAAAUAUUUUAUUAAUGUUCAACAAAUCGUGUUUUACGUCUAUGACAUUCGAUAACAUUGUUAAAAUAAUAUUAUUGUGUUAUUGUUUGUUUCAAUCGAGAAAUUAUAAUGUAUGACGUGAACAAAUAAACGGGCAAAGUGUU